GCCCGAGUUGACAUUUUGUUACCGCUCCCCGCUCGCAUUUUUCUGCGGAUGAUGAUGGAGAGGGCAGAGGAGCUCCUCAACGUCCAUGGAGGAUUGCACAGCAGAGGCGGGGCUUCGCCACCAUUACCGUAACCAUGGUCUGUUUUAUACAUCAGUAUUCACAAUGAUAACUCCUGCGUUUGACCUGAGCCAAGAUCCAGAGUACCUGAUCCUCAGCAUCCGUGUGCCCUACACCAGAACAUCAGAGUUUGAUCUCUACAUCGAAGGAACAGAUUUUAAGUUCUAUGCCAAGCCUUACUUUCUCAGAUUAUCUCUUCCUGGAAGAGUAGUGGAGGAUGGGAGAGAAAAGGCUAAAUUUGACAUUGAUAAAGGUCUCGUCACUGUUUGGGUCCCCAAGGAAACAGCUGGAGAGCACUUUGAAGGACUUCAGAUGCUGACAAGUCUCCUCGCCCCAAAAGGCUCCCGUUCAGCAAAACCACUGAUAGAGGACUUAAGCACAGGAUGCAGUGAAGGGGCGGUAGAUGAUGAAGAUGAAGAAGAAUUUGACUGGCAGGUGGAGCAGGAGGUGUACAAGGAGAGCUCUGAGGAGGAGCUGAGCGCCCUGCAGAAAUAUGGCUUUGGCAACCAGAGGUCAGGAGUGUUUGCAAGGUUACAGGAGGAACUGAGCGAUGUGAUUGAUGUCAAGAACCCAGAGGGAACGACAGCAGCAGAGAGGAGGCAGGCCCGGCUGGACGCAGAGGCAUCUGCUUUUUCUCCUGACCAUUACCUGGCUGAUCUGUUUGAAGAUGAUGAGAUCAAGGGGCUGUUGAAAUUUAGGCCGUGGUGGGCGAAGCUGAGUCCCUCUACAGAGCAGGAGGGAGAAGCUGCUGUAUCAUUCACGGAUGACGAGAAGGAGCAGCUGAGAAAAUUCACCAACCACUCCUACCUGCUGGACAAGACGUCUCGUUACCAAGUGUGGCUCAGUCUCGUGGACAUCCUGCUGGCUUAUGCCUAUGAAGUGCGCUCUACAGAGGGAGAGCACAACGUAGAGUCUCCAUGGACUAUCAGAAAACUCAGUGGAACUCUCUGCUGGCUGGAGACAUACAGCUCCUUGCAAGAUGUCCUGGUGUCAUUUGGACGGAGGGUUUUGUGCUACCCACUUUACAGACACUUUGGUAUGGUCUCUGCGGCCAUUCAUGACACAACUAAGAUUCUGCAGUCAGGGAAAGCCUGUGUCCUCAAAUGCCUGCUGGAUAUUCACAAAGUGUUCCGAGAGAACGACCCGGCCUACAUACUGAACGAUCUGUACAUCACAGACUACUGCAUCUGGAUCCAGAGGGUCAAGUCCAAAAAGAUGUCAGCUUUGGCCGAGACGUUACAAAAAGCCUCCCUGCGGAAAAAAGACUUGAAGUUGGAACUCGAGGAGCUAGAGGAGGCAGCAUCAAUGGUGGCGGAGGAGGAAGAAGAGCAGGGAGCUUCCAAGCACGCUCCGAUAUCCCACAGUGACAGCAGCAGCGACUCCAGUGACAGCAGCAGCAGUGACUCGUCCGAUGAGAGUGAGGCUGAAGGGCAAGGCUGCACUGAAUCCAACGAGGGAGGAGGAGGAGGAGGAGGAGGAGGAGGGGAACUGUCUAAGGACAACCCUCUACAGCCCCAACCCACCUCGGCUGCCUCUCCCAUCCCCCAGGAACCCACAAACACACUCCUCUCAGCAGUGAGGAAGGUGGACGCCCUCCCCGCAGCCUCAGAAGGCUCCAGGCAGCUGAUCCAGGAGCUGGGGGAACGGGUGGCGGAGGAGCUGAGAAUAUCUGAAGGCUCCAGCUACAAAGCAGAGAGACAGUGUUCACAGGCGAACAGCGCUGCAGCGAAAACAGAAGCAACAUCUGCGAGGAGCAGCAGUGGGACUUUAUUAGAGCUAAGUCCUCGCAGAAACCCUCUGCUCAUCGUCCAAACACAGGAGGAUGAUGAAGAGAGCGACUACAUCUGCUGAUACACAUUGUUGUAGAUCCUGAAAGCCACUUGAUGAUUUUUGAACUGUUAACUCUGUGUAAGUGAGCGCAGAUGUAUUUGGUUUAAUGACUUCAUUUCCAUAUGAUUUUAAGUGCUUUAACCCUCUUCUAAAGGACCUUAUUGAAUUAUAUUCUCUUAAUUUAUGAACUUGCUAAGCCUCAUUAAAAUGAUAUGGUUGUUUAAUGAGCAAUUGUGUGCUUUUAGUUUUUCUCAUUUCAUUAGAGGAUAGAAGAGGGAGCCCUCUUCUUCUGUCUUGCUUUAUGUGUUAUAUGAUUUUCCUGCUACAUGCUUUACAAAUAUAUGUAUUCUGUCUGAGUAUACUUUGAUUUUUUAUGAAUUAUUGCUGCUCCUUUUUUAAUAUGCAAAGUAAUUCAACUAAAUUUGAAAACUAGAUUCCAUACACUGACCUCUGCUACUAAUACCCAUGUAUAUGUCUAGCGUGCACAAUAUGGGUUCUUUUCAGCCUACUUCUCAUGGCCAAUAUUGAUAACUGAUAAAAAGAAGUUCGUAACCUGUAGUUUACCUACACCUGAGGGUUAAGAAAGGCUAUGAUAUACUGAGCAAAGGUGGGUGAUGUUAUUAUUCCGUAGCUCUGACCUAACCACAUCUAACUGACAUUACUAUUGUUUACACACCAAAAACCAAAAACAGUUUUUGACUCUUCAAAUGUUCUUUUUUUUUAUUAUUAAUUUGUAAAGUCAAUUAAA
Molecule: messenger RNA, 2696 nt
Organism: Epinephelus moara (kelp grouper)
Lineage: Eukaryota; Metazoa; Chordata; Actinopteri; Perciformes; Serranidae
Gene: shq1
Product: SHQ1, H/ACA ribonucleoprotein assembly factor
Exons: 12
Coding region: 86-1969 (627 amino acids)
Biological process (GO): box H/ACA snoRNP assembly
Cellular component (GO): nucleoplasm; cytoplasm
Source: RefSeq, a predicted model, not a curated record